CGGUGCUCAGGGACUAGGUGCCGAGCCGCCAGGGCCGGGGGACGAGGCAGGUGAGAACCCGUGGUUGGGGGUGCCGGCUGGCGAGAGGUUCCGCCGGGCUCCCGGCUUCUCUGGCUCAGUGUCUCCGACUCUGGGGAUCCGUCCCGAGCGGUCGGCGAGUUCCAAUGUGAAGUGAUUUGGAUCUUCGGACAAACGAUUCUUUGGAACCAUGCUGUCAGAAGUCCUGCUGGUGUCCGCUCCAGGGAAAGUCAUCCUUCACGGAGAGCAUGCUGUGGUUCAUGGCAAGGUAGCACUGGCUAUGGCCUUAAACUUGAGAACAUUCCUCCGGCUUCAGCCCCACAGCAAUGGGAAAGUGUGCCUCAACUUACCAAACAUUGGCGUCAAGCAGGCCUGGGAUGUGGCUGGGCUUCAGCUGCAGGAUACGAGCUUUCUGGAGCAGGGUGACGCCACAGCGCCCACUGCAGAACAAGUGGAGAAGCUCAAGGAGGUGGCUGGCAUCACCCAGGACGGCGCCAAACCCGAGGGCCUGGCUGUGCUGGCCUUUCUCUACCUGUACUUGUCCAUCUGCCGGAAGCAGAGGGCCCUGCCCAGCCUGGACAUCACGGUGUGGUCACAGCUGCCCACUGGGGCCGGCUUGGGCUCCAGCGCCGCCUACUCUGUGUGUAUGGCCGCUGCUCUCCUGACCGUGUGUGAGGAGAUCCCAAACCCUCAGAAGGAUGGAGUGUCCGCCAGCAGGUGGGCCGUGGAGGAUUUGGAACUAAUUAAUAAGUGGGCCUUCCAGGGGGAGAGAAUGAUUCAUGGGAACCCAUCUGGAGUGGACAACGCUGUCAGCACCUGGGGAGGAGCGCUCCGGUUCCAACAAGGAAAGAUCUCCUCCCUGGAGAGGCCACUGGCUCUGAAGAUCCUGCUGACCAACACCAAAGUCCCUCGCAGCACAAAGACUCUUGUGGCCAGUGUCAGGAGCCGGCUGCUCAAGUUCCCAGAGAUCGUGACACCCCUGCUGACCUCCAUCAACGCAAUUUCACUGGAGUGCGAGCGGAUGCUGGGGGAGAUGGCUGUGGCCCCGGCACCAGAGCACUACCUCGUGCUGGAAAUCUUGAAUGAGCGCCCACCUGUGCCAGGGGCAGGGACCCCCAUUCGCUUCUGUGCUUUUGCUCCCAUUUCCAUAGCUGUCUGCCUCCAGUCCCCCAGCAUUUGCCUUGCUGGCUUCAAUUCCUUUCACGUAGAAAGGAGGGAACACAGUCCUUCUGAGUAGGAAAUUAAUAAUGAUAGAGUACUGCCUGAAAUAUACCCUGUUGAGCCCCUGGAGAAUGCCACGGAACAGCACGUUGAUUAUACAUUGUGUAUAUUUUUGGCUGUGGCAGCCGCUGAAAUGUGCAGCUCAGCUCCUGGACAGCUUUGUGCUCAAACCAGCGAGCUGUUCUCCUGUGUCACAACCUGUCAUCUGAUCCUUGACAGAUUUUGGAUCAGAAUGUGACAGGUGUCUAAAACCUGCCUCUGCAACGUGACACCUGGCGUUCAGGCGCAGAGAGCAGCCCCCAGAAGUUUACCCUCAUAUCCAGCCCUUGGGGCUGGGGAAAGGCACCCGGGGCUGCCACCAGGCCAUCACGCCUGUCUGCUCAUUUGUCAGAAGUGCUGACGGGGGAGGGUGUGAGGCGGGCUGCAGGGGAGGGCUGACCCGAGCCCACCCGACAGCCUAGGGCAGGAGAGUCAGGUGGGCCUCAGCAGAUAGCUCAGUGAUUGGCAACCCUGCGGGCGCAAAGGCGCUCCCCAUUCCCUGGAGCAGAGCCGCACACUGUCAAGCCCCAUGCCACAAGGAGUAGGUGGCAGCCAGAAUGCUGAGGGCGCUCUCGGAGGCGGGAUAGAUGGGAGCUUUGCAUCGGGCAGACCCAGCUUCCAGGACUGGCUUGGUACCUUGCCAGCUCAGCGACCUUAGGUGAGUCACUUUCCUCCCUAAGCCUUUGCAUCCCCUGAAACAAAGAGGACGGUGAUGUGACCAUAAAGUACUAAGAGCAGCUGAUGUUCCUGAAGCCCUCAUCUCAGGCUAGACAUCAUGCAAAAAACUCACCUUGUCUUGGGCACCUGGGUGGCUCAGUGGGUUAACCCUCUGCCUUCGGCUCAGGUCAUGAUCUCAGGGUCCUG
Neogale vison (American mink) is the source of this 2142-nucleotide messenger RNA. RefSeq names its product mevalonate kinase (gene MVK). The coding region runs from base 209 to 1255 and encodes 348 amino acids. Gene Ontology annotation, cellular component: cytoplasm. The record is from RefSeq and is a predicted model, not a curated record. Gene Ontology annotation, biological process: cholesterol biosynthetic process; isoprenoid biosynthetic process. Gene Ontology annotation, molecular function: ATP binding; mevalonate kinase activity. Lineage: Eukaryota; Metazoa; Chordata; Mammalia; Carnivora; Mustelidae. The transcript has 10 exons.